AUGGUGAAAGGGCUCUCACAAACAAUUCAAAAUGAUUCGAACACUUUAGCUCUUAGAAAUGCAAAUGCACAUCAUCGAAAUGCACGGUUUGAAGAGAAACUUAUCACAUGCAGAACAAAGCAAGAUCCUGAGUCGAAAAAUACAGGAUUCAGAUCCAUUUUUCAGUCCAUGUACGGUCCAACUUUGAAGAAUGUAGGAACACGAAUGUUUCAUCGAGAAGGAGAAAGUAACGAGGAUUUAGAGCCAAGUAACAUGGUACAAGGAAUAAAUGCUACUCCAAUAACCUGUUUUCCAGAUAAUAAUAGCCUUGCCGAACGGCAUUUUCAAUCAAAUAAGUUUGAAGCAUCUACCGGUAGAUAUGAUGCUGGUCCGUCGCAGCCAAACGUUGAACCGUUAAAUUAUUUUAACAGUAAGGAAAGUAGAAAAAAAAUUCAAGUAGGAAAUGAAAAUUGUUCAAACAUGGAUCUUAGUAAGGACAAGGAAGAAAUGGCUUCAAAUUCAUCUUCAGCCAGACAAAAUACAAACAAUACUGAUAACGUCGAUUCCAAUGCACCAUCCAAAAGAAAGGAAGCGGAGAAUAUCAAUCAGAGAAGAGAGAAUCCAGGGAGUCUAUGGAUAACUCGAUUUACUCCAAAGUCAACUGCCCCCUUGUUCGACGGCCUUCCAUCAUCACCAGGAUUCGCAAACUCAGAGCAAAUGUCUUUGAAGUUUGCAAGGAGACUGGUUAGCAUCAAACAUAUCACGCCGACAAUCAAAGCAGAACGUAUCUCACAAGUAAAUAUGUUUUGCAUGUUUUGCGGAACAAGAGGUCACGAACUUUGUGAUUGCUCAGCUGUUUUAGAAAGUGAGCUAGAAGAUCUUCAGAAGAAUGUAAAUUCAUAUGAAGGUCAGGAAAAUUUUCCUUUUAUCUGCAUCAAAUGUUUUCAGCUCAACCACUGGGCAAUUUCAUGCUCCAGUUCAAUCUUAACAAGGAAACAUGAUUCGGAAGUUAAAACCUCGGUCCAUGAUAGAAUCGAUAAUGAAGCAGACCAGAAUAUUAGUUUGAAGCAGAAAUCAAAUGAUUAUACAACUGUCAAGAUAGAAUGCAAUGCAUCAUCAUGCAAGAAAAACUGCGGAUCUACUUCAAAGGAAAACAAAUUCAAAGACAAGGCUAUUAUAACAUCUCCAUUAAGAUUGACUGAAAGGGAGAUCUCACAUGUGCCUGAGGAAAUCUUUGAUGCAGUGAAGAAGCUUCAGUUGUCCCGCUCCGAUAUCCUGAAAUGGAUAACUUCUCAUGGAUCGAUAUCUCAACUCGAUGGUUUUUUCUUGCGACUGCGGGUUGGGAAGUGGGAAGAAGGACUUGGAGGAACUGGAUACCAUGUAGCUUAUAUAAUUGACACCGGGAGACAUAGUUUGGAGCAGCAUACCAAAAAAUCUCUCUCAGUGAAAGUAAAAGGAAUAGAGUUUAUGGUAGAAAGUCACUAUAUAUCCAAUCAAGAUUUUCUUGAGGAAGAAAUCAUGGAAUGGUGGUCUAAAACCUCAGAAGCAGGUGUUGAGAUUCCAUCUGAAGAAGAUUUGAUAUCAAAAUUUAAAAAGAAACAAUUGUUAGGCCUUUAG
Molecule: messenger RNA, 1596 nt
Organism: Vicia faba (fava bean)
Lineage: Eukaryota; Viridiplantae; Streptophyta; Magnoliopsida; Fabales; Fabaceae
Source: the annotation of a GenBank genome assembly